AUUUCUCCAGACUCAUUAAGUAUUAGGAAAAAAUGGAGCUACAAGGGCUGGGUGGGUUACCUCCUUUCUCGUCUUGUGCUGAGAAAUGCUGGGGCUCACCCAUAAGAAUCCAGGAUCUCAUGGACACAGGGAAUUCUGAACAAAUGUGAUGAAACCGAUUAAAUGUUUGGCCUGUAGGUGGUUAGUGAUGGAGAUAUGGGGUAUAUGUGAGUUUUGAUUUUUGCAAUUCAUUAGAGUUUUGUGAUGAAAGGAAACAGUUUGUUGCAUUGCUUUAAGGUAGUAGGUUCAUUUGCAUUUCUCUGCAAGGAAGUAGUAAUGAGUCACCAAGCCUUAAAUUUCACCCCUUUUUGAUUUCUUGCUGACUUGACUUUAAUUGAAUGGAAUAGUUAUCACAAAUGAAUAAUCUUUUUUUUUUUUUGAGUGGAUUCUCACUGUUGCAGGCUGGAGUGCAGUGGUGCUAUCUCAGCUCACUGCAACCUCCGCCUCUCAGGUUCAAGCACUUCUCCUGCCUCAGCUUCCCAAGUAGCUGGGACCUCAGGCGCGCACCACCACGCCCAGUUAAUUUUUGUAUUUUUAGUAGGGACAGGGUUCCACUAUGUUGGCCAGGAUGGUCUCAAUCGCUUGACCUCAUGAUCUGCCCACCUUAGCCUCCCAAAGUGCUGGAAUUACAGGUGUGAGCCACCACGCCCAGCCAGGAAUGACACAAAUGAAUUAUCUUAAAAGUAAAUGCCAUUAAGGAAGGAUAGCUGGAAGAUGGGGUGAGGGGAAUGGAGAAAGGAUCCCAGGGCUAGUCCUAUUUAAAUACAUGUGCACCAUAAAACGAUUCCAUUUGACAAUAAGUUAAUUAUCUCAUAGCAUAAGGAAAAUAAUUACAACCAUGCAGGAUGAUAAGCUUUCCUUUGUAACAUCCACACAAAAGAUCUAGCUAGUACAAUUUCCUUUGCUAUAUUAGAAAGGCCGCUAGAGGUGAACUAAUUAGAUGGAAUCCUUGAGUAAAAGACUGGAUUAACAGUGAAGAGAAAAAAGUCAGAUUGCUUUCCUUCUUCCCAUAGAUGUCUCAGGGAUAUUCAGUUUCCUCAGUUAGAAAAUAAAGCUAUGGUUACUUAAAUGUAGUAAGCGUUUUUAUGCAUACUUACAUGAAAUGUACAUUAUUUGAAUUCUUUAAAAAGAAAAAGCUGCAUGAUAACAAAAAUUGUGUUGUGCUUGCUGUAGCUGGUAUUUUGCCUAGAACACUUACAUCUUUCGGACAGGUAUCUUAGACACUUCUGCUAGUGAAUCACUCAAGGUAUUCCUAAGAAACUAUUUUUAAUCCAGGAAGUUUUGCAUUUUUAGAAAUUUAUCUUAGUAUUUCCCAAGCAAAAGAGGGUGGUUACAGAUUCACUAAGAAUCAUGUGCUCAUAAUUUUAAUUUGAUAAUUAUUCCUGCUUAAAAUAUAUUAAUUCAUAAUUUUGGAACCGUGAGUGCAUUUUUGCCUUUAUUGCCAAUAAAUUCUUCUCAGAAGUGAGCCAUAAAGUUGCAUACUUCUUGGAGUUAAAGGUCUGAAUUAAGACAAUCCAGCAUAAGUCUUACUAUGUGUGAUCAUUUUGAGAAAAGGCAAGAAGCACCUAAGAAUCUCCCCUCACUGUCCUGGUUCCCUGUUUCAUUUAAAGAUUUACUAUAAGUAUCUGGAAGGCUUUCCUUGGGAGGAUUUAUUUGAAUCAGUCUUUCACAUGCAGAGGAUAUUGUAAAACAUCCCAGUUUUGCUGGCAGGAAUAUGAACAUCUGUUGUGAAGAAAGAAAAAGUUUCAUGCAAAUUACACAGCCAAAGAAGAGAAGGGCUGUUCAAGUUGAGAAACCAGUGACAUUUCUUGUAACUGAACUAUGAAUCAGCACAUUUUAAUCUUGAUAAUAUAUGGAAGUGCAAUAAGGUGGUAGGAAAUAGUGCUCAUUUUACGUAUGCGUUAUUUUAUUUCCUUGUGUGUGUGUGAGUGACUUCAUGGCAUCGACAUAGCUGUUUUUAAAUGAGGAUACAGUAAAUUGCAGUCCAAGGAAGGCUAACUGGAAUCAACAUACCUGUAGCUUUAGAAAGCAGUUUCCGCCCCAGUGAAGAGUUGCAAGAGCGAUGGAACCCCAUGUUCCUGGAAGUUUGCACAUCAGAGUAAACAAACUUGAAAACCCCUCUUGAUAGCAGAAUUCACCCAGCCUUGUUCCAUUUUCUCUUAACAAAACACACCGCAAAAGCUCUCACAAGCUGCUUUGAUGAAGCCACAUGUAUUUCCCCCUUCACAAUUUACAGGAAGUUACUCUUAAAAGAAAGUGAUUCUGAUGUUUACCGCCUGCGUUAAAGGGACAGAGUUCCUUUUUAUUUCUGAUAACGUUUGAGCGAAAUACAGAAACUGUCCAUAGACUAGCACAGUUGGUACGUGAGUAAGGAAAAGCAAUAACCUGCUGUCCGGUAAGAGCGAAAUUCCUGCUACGAACAGUGCCUCACUUACUACUUGGAGACUGCAAGUCGCAGAGGACACCAGAUCUAUUCCAGAGGGGAGCUUCUCCACUUCAUUGAUGGCUUUAAUGAAGAGAAAAGCAACUGGAUGCGCUAUGUGAAUCCAGCACACUCUGCCCGGGAGCAAAACCUGGCUGCGUGUCAGAACGGGAUGAACAUCUACUUCUACACCAUUAAGCCCAUCCCUGCCAACCAGGAACUUCUUGUGUGGUAUUGUCGGGACUUUGCAGAAAGGCUUCACUACCCUUAUCCCGGAGAGCUGACAAUGAUGAAUCUCACACAAACACAGAGCAAUCUAAAGCAACUGAGCACCGAGAAAAAUGAACUCUGCCCAAAGAAUGUCCCAAAGAGAGAGUACAGCGUGAAAGAAAUCCUCAAAUUGGACUCCAACCCCUCCAAAGGAAAGGACCUCUACCGUUCUAACAUUUCACCCCUCUCAUCAGAAAAGGACCUCGAUGACUUUAGAAGACACGGGAGCCCCGAAAUGCCCUCCUACCCUCGGGUCGUUUACCCCAUCCGGGCCCCUCUGCCAGAAGACUUUUGGAAAGCUUCCCUGGCCUACGGGAUGGAGAGACCCACUUACAUCACUCACUCCCCCAUUCCAUCCUCCACCACUCCAAGCCCCUCUGCAAGAAGCAGCCCCGACCAAAGCCUCAAAAGCUCCAGCCCCCACAGCAGCCCUGGGAACACGAUGUCCCCUGCAGGCCCCUGCUCUCAAGAGCACCGGGACUCCUACGCUUACUUGAACGCGCCCUACGGCACGGAAGGCUUGGGCUCCUACCCUAGCUACGCACCCCUGCCCCACCUCCCACCAGCCUUCAUCCCCUCAUACAACGCUCACUACCACAAGUUCCUCCUGCCUCCCUACGGCAUGAAUUGUAAUGGCCUGGGUGCUGUGAGCAACAUGAAUGGCAUCAACAACUUUGGCCUCUUCCCGAGGCUGUGCCCUGUCUACAGCAACUUCCUCAGUGGGGGCAGCCUGCCCCACCCCGUGCUCAAUCCCCCUUCCCUCCCAAGCUCGCUGCCCUCAGAUGGAGCCCGGAGGUUGCUGCAGCCGGAGCAUCCCAGGGAGGUGCUUGUCCCAGCGCCCCACAGUGCCUUCUCCCUAACUGGGGCCGCUGCUAGCAUGAAGGACAAGGCCUGUAGCCCCACCAGCGGGUCUCCCACGGCGGGCACAGCCGCCACGGCAGAACAUGUGGUGCAGCCCAAAGCUACCUCAGCAGCGAUGGCAGCCCCCAGCAGCGAUGAAGCAAUGAAUCUCAUUAAAAACAAAAGAAACAUGACUGGCUACAAGACCCUUCCCUACCCGCUGAAGAAGCAGAACGGCAAGAUCAAGUAUGAAUGCAACGUUUGCGCCAAGACGUUCGGUCAGCUCUCCAAUCUGAAGGUCCACCUGAGAGUGCACAGUGGAGAACGGCCUUUCAAAUGUCAGACUUGCAACAAGGGCUUUACUCAGCUCGCCCACCUGCAGAAACACUACCUGGUACACACGGGAGAAAAGCCACAUGAAUGCCAGGUCUGCCACAAGCGAUUUAGUAGCACCAGCAAUCUCAAGACCCACCUGCGACUCCAUUCUGGAGAGAAACCGUACCAGUGCAAGGUGUGCCCUGCCAAGUUCACCCAGUUCGUGCACCUGAAACUGCACAAGCGCCUGCACACCCGGGAGCGGCCCCACAAGUGCGCCCAGUGCCACAAGAACUACAUCCAUCUCUGUAGCCUCAAGGUUCACCUGAAGGGGAACUGCCCUGUAGCCCCAGCCCCUGGGCUGCCCUUGGAAGACCUGACCCGAAUCAAUGAAGAAAUUGAGAAGUUUGACAUCAGCGACAAUGCCGACCGGCUUGAGGACGUGGAGGAUGACAUCAGUGUGGUCUCUGUCGUGGAGAAGGAAAUUCUGGCCAUGGUCAGAAAAGAGAAAGAAGAAACUGGCCUGAAAGUGUCUUUGCAAAGAAACAUGGGGAAUGGACUCCUCUCCUCAGGGUGUGGCCUUUACGAGUCAUCAGAUCUGCCCCUCAUGAAGUUGCCUCCCAGCAACCCGCUACCUCUGGUACCUGUAAAGGUCAAACAAGAAACAGUCGAACCAAUGGAUCCUUAAGAUUUUCCGAAAACACUUGUUUUGUUUCUUAAGUUAUGACUUGGUGAGUCAGGGUGCCUGUAGGAAGUUGCUUGUACAUAAUUCCAGCUCUGCAAAGCUCUCUUGAUAGCAAAUGGUUUCCCCUCACCUCUGGAAUUAAAGAAGGAACUCCAAAGUUACUGAAAUCUCAGGGCAUGAACAAGGCAAAGGCCAUAUAUAUAUAUAUAUAUAUAUAUAUAUAUAUAUAUACAUAUUAUAUAUACUUAUUUACUCCCAUGUCUAUAUAUUUGCCCCUGUGUAUUUUGAAUAUUUGUGUGGAUAUGUUUGCAUAGCCUUCCCAUUACUGAGACUAUUGCCUAGUCAUAAUUAUUUUUUCAAUGAUAAUCCUUCAUAAUUUAUUAUACAAUUUAUCAUUCAGAAAGCAAUAAUUAAAAAAGUUUACAAUAACUGGAAAGAUUCCUUGUAAUUUGAGUAUCAAUGUAUUUUUGUCUUGUGGCCAUUCUUUGUAGAUAAUUUCUGCACAUCUCUAUAAGUACCUAAGAUUUAGUUAAACAAAUCUAUGACUUCAGUCAACCUCUCUCUCUCUAAUAAUGGUUUGAAAAUGAGGUUUGGGUAUUGCCAAUGUUAGACAGUUGAUGUGCUCAUUCCUGGGAUCCUAUCAUUUGAACAGCAGUGUAUAUAACCUGGGGGUACGUGUGCAGAAUUACCCAAUAAUAACUUAAGUAGAAGAAAUAAGAAAGGGAAUCUUGCAUGUUUUUGUUGAUAGUUCAUGUUUUUCCCCCAGCCACAAUUUUACCAGAAGGGUGACAGGAAGGCUUUACCAACCUGUCUCUCUCCAAAAGAGCAGGAUCCUCCCACCACCAGUGCCCCCCACCCCCGACAGUCCUGUGGCCAUUCAGAGCGGCCACAUGACUUUUGCAUCCCAUUGUAUCGUCAGAAAAUGUGAAGAAGACAAAAUGCCAUGUUUUAAAACCACUGCGAAAUUUCCCCCAAAGCACAGGCGGCUUCGUAUGUGUGAAGUUUGGGGGCUUGAGUCUGGGUGUUGCUUUGUUGUUGGUUUUUGUUGUUUUGUUUUUUUUUUUUAAUGUCAAAAUUGCACAAACAUGGUGCUCUACCAGGAAGGAUUUGAGGUAGAUAGGCUCAGGCCACACUUUAAAAACAAACACACAAACAACAAAAAAACGGGUAUUCUGGUCAUUUUGGGGUAAAAGCGGGUAAUGAAUAUUCCUAUCCCCAACACGUCAAUUGUAUUUUUUCUGUAAAACUCAGAUGUUCCUCAGUAUUUGUGUUUUUACAUUUUAUGGUUAAUUUAAUGGAAGAUGAAAGGGCAUUGCAAAGUUGUUCAACAACAGUUACCUCAUGGAGUGUGUCCAGUACUGCAGGAAAUAAUGUCUUACCUAAUGAUUUGCUUCUUUAGAGGAGAAACCGAGUAAAUGCGCUCCAGCAAGAUAGACUGUGUCAUUCUCUCUUUCAUUCUGCUAAGCCCAAAGAUUACAUGUUGGUGUUCAAAGUGUAGCAAAAAAUGAUGUAUAUUUAUAAAUCUAUUUAUACCACUAUAGCAUAUGUAUAUAUAUUUAUAACCACUUAAAUUGUGAGCCAAGCCAUGUAAAAGAUCUAUUUUUCCUAAGGGCAAAAAAAAAAACAAAAACAAAAACAAGGCUUUUUGAGACGUUGCUUAAUACUUGACCUCACAAUCACAUCGGUCUGUUGGGCACCUCUUGCCUACUCUAAGAGGCCCUAAAGCCUUGGUGCAGUGGCGGGGACUACCAAACAACCGGGGAGGAAGAGAUACAUCUUUUUUUUUGGAGAUGAAGUCUCUGUCAUCCAGGCUGGAGUGCGGUGGCACUAUCUUGGCUCACUGCAGCCUCUGCCUCCCAGGUUCAGGCAAUUUUCCUGCCUCAGCCUCCUGAGUAGCUGGGAUUAUAGGCAUGUGCCACCACGCCCAGCCCAUUUUUUAGUAUUAAGGACCAUCUAAGACGGCUGUAUUUUUUUGCCACAUUAUCAUUAUGGGGUCACACCUAAGUCACAGAAAUACAAAACUGACUUUACCACUGUAACUUUUCUCUUUCCUUUCUUACCAAAUACUGAUCCAUCACUAGUCCAUCUGUUUUAUGAUUAUAUUUGACAUUUUGUUCACAUCAACUCAUGCUCACCUGCAGAGGAGAACAAAUUUCGAAUAAUCCAGGGAAACUCAAGAGCCUUACUGGUCUUCUGUAACUAGCAAGACUGACAGCUUUUUAUGUAUCAGUGUUUGAUAAACACAGUCCUUAACUGAAGAUUAAACCAAAGCCUCACACUGACAUUAGACCAAACACUUUUUAUUCCCAACUACUCCUUUGUUGUUCUUUCAUGCUUUCCUGUAGUGAGAAUUUUUCUAAAGACUUCCUGCUUCUCUCACCAUCCAUCCUUCUUUUCCGCCUCUUACAUGUGAAUGUUGAGCCCACAGUCAACAGUGGUUUUGUUUUUCCUGUACUCAAAACUGACCAAAGUUACUGGCUUUUUACUUUGCUAGAACAACGAACUAUCUUAUGUUUACAUACUGGUUUACAAUGUUAUUUAUGUGCAAAUUGUCAAAAUGUAAAUUAAAUAUAAAGGUUCAUGCUUUACCAA
This is a messenger RNA of Callithrix jacchus (white-tufted-ear marmoset), 7163 nucleotides long. RefSeq names its product PR/SET domain 1 (gene PRDM1). Gene Ontology annotation, cellular component: cytoplasm; nucleus. Gene Ontology annotation, biological process: regulation of transcription by RNA polymerase II; cell fate commitment. The record is from RefSeq and is a predicted model, not a curated record. Gene Ontology annotation, molecular function: DNA-binding transcription repressor activity, RNA polymerase II-specific; RNA polymerase II cis-regulatory region sequence-specific DNA binding; protein binding. NCBI's taxonomy places the organism in Eukaryota, Metazoa, Chordata, Mammalia, Primates, Cebidae.